UUCAGUCAGGGGGGUGCCCAUGUCGUUGAUCCUGGCGAGUACAGCAGGUGGGAUUCGGUUUGUUUGUUGCUUUGUACAAUUACGGGCAAAUCUGUUUCUAUCGGCAGUCUGAACAUAUCGUAGGCAAGAGCUUGCGCAUCCCUGCGCCGUACGGAGUACUCAUAUCCCAUCCCGGAUUUCUCGAUGCUAGUUUAAGCUGGGUGGUCUACCGAGGCCUUGUCGUAGGGAUUCAGGGUUUCUCACACCUUAAUACACUCUUUAUCGUUCUACGGAAGCCCGUCUCCCAAAUUCUAUUUCCUUUUAAUUUUUCUUUUAGGGGGAAAGUUGUUCAGAAUGAGACAAUAACGGUUGAAAGCAAUAUGUUCACUCGAUGUUCAAACCGGAAAGACUAAAAAGUCUGGUCAAGCCGCACCCUCGACGCAAAACUCUCACAUCACAGAUCGGAAUCGAAAAUGAAGUCAGGGAAUUUUUUGAGGUUUUUGAUGGCAGUGCCAUUCGUCUACGGCCAUGGACUUCAAAAAGAACCCAGAUUCUUGAGCGGUCAUGAAACGAUGUCAUCGGAGGACUUCGACCACUUAAUCCCACAGAUCCCAUCUUGCGCUGUAGGUGACACAGGAAGAAGGACAAUGAUCGUGUUCAAGAAGUUGACUGAUUUCGGCGAUUUUAGCUCAACUGUUUGACAUCGCUUAUCCACAACACAUCAUGUACUUUCGGCGACCUGCCAUGCAUGUGUGACGAUGAAGAGUAUUUUGACGCCGGGACAAUAUGCGUCAGGGCGCAUUGCAUGAUGUCGGAAGCCUUGAG
This is a messenger RNA of Trichoderma harzianum CBS 226.95, 804 nucleotides long. RefSeq lists its product as hypothetical. Lineage: Eukaryota; Fungi; Ascomycota; Sordariomycetes; Hypocreales; Hypocreaceae. The coding region runs from base 453 to 680 and encodes 75 amino acids. The transcript has a single exon. The record is from RefSeq and is a predicted model, not a curated record.